Molecule: messenger RNA, 4381 nt
Organism: Trifolium pratense (red clover)
Lineage: Eukaryota; Viridiplantae; Streptophyta; Magnoliopsida; Fabales; Fabaceae
Product: PH, RCC1 and FYVE domains-containing protein 1-like
Exons: 9
Coding region: 575-3937 (1120 amino acids)
Molecular function (GO): metal ion binding
Source: RefSeq, a predicted model, not a curated record
AAAUCCUAAUUUUCUUUAGCUUUGACUAGUUGCCUUUUUUACAUACUACAAAUCUCUCUCUCUCUCUCUCUCUCUCUCUCUCUCUUAUAUAAGUUCUUUCUUUUCGUGUCUUUUUAUUUUUAAUUUUUAUUUAUUUUCUUCUUUUCUCUGUUUCCUUCGCCGGAGCUACCAUUCGUCACCGGAAUUUCCCUCACAAAUCCCUUUUCUCACCAAACCACAACUACCCUUUCAACAAACCCGGUUCAACCGGUUUAAAAGUCCAUUUUUUUCACCGGUCCAAGUCAAUUCUGUGAGUUGAAAACACCAACAACAACUGGGUUUGACUUGGAAUCAUCAAUGGAGUUUCUGGGGUUUUGAAUUUUGCAAAGAGGACUGAAUCAGCGAGUUUUUAUUUUUUUGUUGUAGAGAGAGAAUAACAAGUGGGUUUUGGUUUUUAGAGAGAAAGGUUUUGGUUUUGAUGUGAAGGUGAAUGGUUGUGGAGAGAAGAAGAAGAGGUUGGAGUUGUUUAUGAUGACCGGAGCUCCGGUUAGGGAUCGGAGAGGGUGGCGGUGUUUCGGUGAAUCUUUUACAUUGAAUGGCAGAUCUUGUUAACUACGGGAAUGCUGAUCGUAACAUUGAGCAAGCGUUGAUUGCUUUGAAAAAGGGUGCUCAACUUCUUAAAUAUGGUCGAAAGGGAAAGCCAAAAUUUUGUCCAUUUAGGCUCUCACAUGAUGGAUCAUCUUUAAUCUGGAUUUCAAGUGGUGGUGAAAAAAGUCUGAAGCUAUCUUCUGUCUCAAGAAUCAUUCCUGGACAAAGAACUGCUGUUUUCCAACGGUACCUUCGUCCUGAGAAGGACUAUGUGUCUUUUUCACUUAUUUAUAAUAACGGAAAGCGGUCCCUUGAUUUGAUUUGCAAAGAUAAAGUUGAGGCAGAUGUGUGGAUUUCUGGUCUCAAAAAACUGAUAUCCUCAGGUCAAGGUGGUCGGUCCAAAAUUGACGGAUGGAGUGAUGGUGGCCUCAAUCUUGACGAUAGCAAAGACUUAACAUCCAAUAGUCCAAGUGAAAGUUCAGCUAGUGCGUCACUAGACAUUAGUUCUCCCGACAUUUCUGUGAGUCUUCCAAACACUUCACCAAAGUCCUUUCGGCCUGACAAUACCUUAAAUUCUGAAAGGUCACAUGCACCAUCAGAGUCAACAAAUAUGCAAAUAAAAGGAUCCGGCACAGAUAAUUUCCGUGUUAGUGUUUCAAGUGCCCCCAGCUCGUCUAGUCAUGGAUCUGCACAAGAUGAUUACGAUGCUCUGGCGGAUGUAUACAUAUGGGGGGAAAUUAUCUGUGAAAACAUCAAAGUUGGUGCUGACAAAAGUGUCCAUUAUUUCAGCCCAAGGGCCGAUGUGCUUCUCCCGAGACCAUUGGAAUCCAAUGUAGUUUUAGAUGUACAGCAUAUAGCAUGUGGUGUUAAACAUGCUUCGUUAGUCACUAGGCAAGGUGAAGUUUAUACGUGGGGUGAAGAAUCGGGAGGACGCCUUGGCCAUGGUGUUGGGAAGAAUGUGGUUCAACCUCGUCUUGUUGAAGCAUUGAAUUCUACAACUGUUGAUUUUGUUGCAUGUGGGGAGUUCCAUUCCUGCGCUGUUACAAUGACCGGGGAACUAUAUACGUGGGGUGACGGUACUCAUAAUGCUGGAUUGCUAGGUCAUGGGUCUAAUUUUAGUCAUUGGAUACCGAAGAGAAUUGGGGGUCCAUUAGAGGGACUUCAAGUUUCAUCUGUCGCUUGUGGCCCAUGGCACACAGCCUUGAUUACUUCAACCGGGAAGCUCUUUACAUUUGGCGAUGGAACUUUUGGUGUCUUGGGACAUGGAGAUAGGGAAAAUCUUCCGUAUCCUAGAGAAGUGGAAUCAUUAUCGGGGUUAAGGACGAUAGCUGUUGCAUGUGGAGUGUGGCACACUGCAGCUGUUGUAGAGGUUAUUGCAACACAAUCUAUUGCUAGUUUAUCGUCAGGUAAAUUGUUUACCUGGGGCGACGGAGAUAAAAAUCGCCUCGGGCACGGGGACAAAGAGGCACGGCUUAAACCAACUUGUGUGCCUGCUAUUAUUGAUUACAAUUUUCAAAAAAUUGCUUGUGGGCAUAGUUUGACAGUAGGGCUGACAACAUCCGGACAAGUUUUUACCAUGGGAAGUACCGUUUACGGUCAGCUUGGGAAUCCUCAAUCCGAUGGAAAGCUUCCAUGCUUGGUAGGAGAUAAGAUUGCGUUGGAAUCCAUUGAAGAAAUUGCUUGUGGUGCAUAUCAUGUGGCUGUUUUAACAUCCAAAAAUGAAGUUUAUACUUGGGGUAAAGGUUCAAAUGGGAGAUUAGGUCAUGGAGAUGUUGAAGAUAGAAAAACGCCGACUUUGGUUGAAGCAUUAAAAGACAGACAUGUGAAAUAUAUUGCAUGUGGUUCAAAUUACUCUGCCGCCAUAUGCCUUCAUAAGUGGGUAUCCAGUGCUGAGCAGUCUCAGUGCUCGGCUUGUAGACAAGCAUUUGGCUUCACUCGAAAGCGGCACAAUUGUUAUCAUUGUGGACUUGUGCACUGCCAUUCUUGCAGUUCAAGGAAAGUAUUAAGAGCAGCACUGGCUCCUAACCCUGACAAGCCAUACCGUGUGUGUGAUUCUUGUUAUGUGAAAUUGAGCAAGGUUGCAGAAGCUAGCAAUUAUAAUCGGAGGAACUCUUUGCCGCGUCUUUCGGGUGAAAACAAGGAUAGGUUAGACAAGGGUGAUCUAAGAUCGUCCAAGGCUGUUGUUCCUUCAAAUAUGGAUUUGAUAAAGCAACUAGAUAAUAAAGCAGCAAAACAAGGAAAAAAAGCUGAUACAUUCUCGCUAGCUCGCAACUCACAAAUGCCUCUGUUACAGCUGAAAGAUGUUGUCUUCUCCACUGCUGUUGAUCUGAGACGAACAGCUCCAAGACCGGUGAUUGCACCGUCAGGAGUAAGUUCAAGGUCCGGGUCCCCUUUCUCCAGAAGAUCAAGCCCUCCUCGUUCAGCUACGCCUAUUCCAACAAUGUCGGGACUCUCUUUCUCCAAAAAUGUUGCUGAUAGUUUGAAGAAAACAAAUGAGCUUUUAAAUCAAGAAGUUCAGAAGUUACGUUCUCAGGUUGAGAGCCUGAAACAAAAAUGUGAACGGCAAGAAUUAGAGGUUCAGAGGUCAGUAAAAAAGACUCAAGAAGCUAUGGCACUAGCUACCGAGGAGUCUACUAAAUGCAAAGCUGCAAAAGAAGUUAUAAAAUCGCUUACUUCACAGCUCAAAGAUUUAGCUGAGAAGCUUCCUCCUGAAGUCUAUGAUGUUGAGAAAAUUAGAACAGCUUACCUACAAAAUGGUCUCGAGUCGAAUGGUAUUCACUAUCCAGAUUCAAAUGGGGACCAGCACUCCACAGUGGAAUCAAUCAGCGCUUCAAGUUUGGCCUCCAUAGGACUUGAAUCCUCUAUGUUCAAAAGAACAGUCAGUAGUUUGCCAGGAUCCUAUGGAUCUAAUCUCCCCCAGCAACUCCGGGGCGUUGUGACCGCCAACGGGACCAGUAAUUAUCCAAAUGUUAAAUUGCCAAAUGGCGGUGGCGUGCUUCACUCGAGCAGUAAUAAUUUGUCAGAUAUUGUUGACGGUAGGGAUUCUGGGAAUUUCCGUGAUGACGAGAGUAGUUUGAAAUGGCCAAAUGCUGCACCGGCUAGUAAUAGUAAUAAUCAAGUUGAUGCAGAAUGGAUUGAACAGUAUGAACCUGGUGUCUAUAUAACACUUGUGGCCAUGCAUGAUGGAACAAGAGAUCUGAAACGAGUGCGCUUCAGCCGGAGGAGAUUUGGAGAAAACCAAGCCGAGAAUUGGUGGUCAGAGAACCGGGAGAAGGUAUACGAAAAAUACAAUGUUCAUGGCAUGGACAAAUCUUCUAGCCAAGCAGCACAUAAGACAGAGGCCGUCGGUUCUCCUGCUUCCCAAACUUAGGUAAAGUAGAAGGAGGAAAAUUCUCCAUUAACCCCUUUUGUCACAACGAGGAAGUUGUAGGAAAGCACAAACGAAUAUGAAGAAACCUCGACUCCCUCUUUUUGCAUGGUUAUGUGACAAGGUUGUCAAACUCAGGAGUCUGCGUAAACUCGUGGAGCUUCUGUAGACUCGACUCAGACUUGGACAAUUAAUUAUACAAGUUGACUAAAAAAUUUAACAAUCAUGGUUAUGUCUAUCCUUAUUCUCUUCUCAUUCCCUUUUCCUCAAAUUAAUUGUCUUUUAUUUAUUUUUGGCAGAUGCCCUUUAUAUAUCUCCGAAUUGUUUCAAUUUUAUCGGAUGUCCCCGAAGGGACCCUUUAUAUAUCUAUUGUAGUGUAGUGUAAAUAAAAUAAUCAGUUCACGUAAGUUUGGCUCAGGAAUCACCCAUACCAAUUUCCUUUCCUUU